Messenger RNA from Marasmius oreades (fairy-ring Marasmius), 1465 nucleotides. RefSeq lists its product as uncharacterized. Lineage: Eukaryota; Fungi; Basidiomycota; Agaricomycetes; Agaricales; Marasmiaceae. Bases 647 to 1411 code for a protein of 254 amino acids. The record is from RefSeq and is a predicted model, not a curated record. The transcript has 4 exons.
AGGGUUACCGCGUUGCCCCCCACCAUCUUGUCCACAAAUCUUCCAAAAUAAGGUCGCAACCUGCAAGCCUUAAUCUCAGUGACCAGUUUGGAUCCUCGCCUUGAAGCCUUCAGUCACUUCUACUUUCCUCUAUACCAUAUGGCUUUCAACUUUCAACUUUCAAUUCAAGAUUGAUGAAGAUAUCGACGACGGACCAUCCGCACGGUAGAAAGAUUCGCAAAGGAUAUCCGCGUCGACCUACAGCAAGAUUCCAAAGGAGUUGAGUGGAAAUAAUAUUGCUAUCCUGAGGCAGAGUUUUUACUGGCUCCCCUCGCUUGGCUCUGAAGAAUAAAACGACUCAACCAGCCUAAUUAAAGAGACGCCAAAUGGCCAAGGCUAAGAGCUCCCGGAUUACUUGGUGGCAGCAGCUUGGACCAGCUUGGACCCCCCUUUGUCGUCUCAACUUGGAAAGAGCUCUUCGGCUAGACUUCAGAAUUGAUGACACGUUUGUUACCUGGGCUUAUAAGUAUAUGGAAACCAGUCCACAUUCCAAAGCAUGCUUUGACCGUCCAUUGUUCAAAACCUUGCAUAUAAAGCGGCCAACGCCGCCCACAUUUCUAACUUCUCAUUUCGCCGUAGGCUCCGAGUCGACUGUUCGCCACUUAUUAUGGAAACCCCCUUCUUUCCUCCAACCAAGACAGUUAAAUUUUCAUACCGUGAAAAUGGUACUGUUGUACUCGCUCAUGAUGAUGCCAUUCAUGAUCAGGAUGCUAGAGAGCUGAACACGUCGUCGAUGUCGUCCAACAGUCCAACCCUACCACAGGCUCUCAAGCCACACGCCACGAUCAUGCAGUCAGAUACCCCGGCGUCCUGUCUCAUGCCUGCUGUCCAACGAUGUCCCUUGAGGGUCGGGAUGUGGUAUUUUGAUAGAGAUCCUUGUCGUUCGACUGAUCCUUUCGAUCUCCUGUUCUCACGACAAGAAUGGGAUGGGUACUGCGAAAAAGAAGAACAGCGAAAGCGUGAAGAGAUGUUUACGGCACGAAUAAGACAGCAAGCGCAAGAGCUGGAAUUUGAAGAUCUGGAGCUGGACUCUGAAGGGGAGAUGACCAUAUCGGAGCACACUGCAUCAGCAACGUCUCCGAGGAAAUGCAAAGCCGUGACGGUCAGAGGAAACGGAGGAAAAGCGCGCACUGUCAGGUUGUGGUGCAAGGACCGGGAGGAGCAGGCUGCUCUGCAGUUGAAGGCGAAGAUGAAAAAGUCGAAGUUCAUGGUGUCUGCGAAGGAUAGAUCUACUACACCAACACCUAUUGAGUGCGACGGGACAGGGAACAGCGCUCUUCCUGUAGACUAUAUUGGCAGUUAUUCGGGCGUCGCUUGUCGCAGGUCACCUCGCAAGCGGCGCAAUACAGGUACCCAAGCAUCACCUUUCUAAUCUAAAUCUAUCUCCUAGACUACGUUAUGAUUCACGUUCAGGCUCUGUUUUAUG